Molecule: messenger RNA, 1047 nt
Organism: Adineta steineri
Lineage: Eukaryota; Metazoa; Rotifera; Eurotatoria; Adinetida; Adinetidae
Source: the annotation of a GenBank genome assembly
AUGGCUUCCAAUUAUACACAUUCAGAUUGUCCAGAUAGCAUAUCCGAAUGUUCAUCAACAUCAUCAACAUCAUCAAAAAUUAAAGAUGAUUUACUCAAUGAAAUUUUAAUGUGUGGUAUAUGUCUUUCUCGUAUGACAUCACCAUGUUGUCUUCCAUGUGCACAUUCAUUUUGUCGUUCAUGUUUACUUGAUUAUGCUCAAAAUACAACAAUAAAUUCUACAACAUCAAUAAAUUUUAUACAUUGUCCGUAUUGUAAAUAUCAAUUAAAUUUUCGUUCAUUCGAACAUUUUGAAUCAAUGUUAAUAAUAAAUCCUAUACUUAAGCAACUUUGUGAAGCAUUAGAUGCAUCAAAAUUAAAUAAUUCUGACCAACAACAUCAACAACAUCAACAACAACAACAAACUCAAUCAAAUGGAAUUUAUCGUGCACGAUGUCACACAUGUGGUUUACUUAAAAUGUUAAAAAUUUGUAAACAUUGUUCAUUUAUGCUUUGUGAAAAUUGUCGACGAUCACAUUUAUUAGAUGUACACCGUGAAAGUAAAUUACAAUUAAAUACUCUUGAAACACGUAUUGAAAUAAUAAAUAAAAAACGUUUGGAAAUGGAUAAAAAAUCUGAAGAAUAUAAUAAUAUACGUGAACGUAUACAAAAUUAUGCUCAACGUUUUAUUCAUCAAAUCGAACAACAACGUGAUCAAGCAUUACAAAUUAUAAACGAUCAACAAAAUGCAAAUGAUGAAAUGUUUUGGUCGGGAAAUGGUUUUGAUAAUGGAGAAAAAUUAGAUUUUUUUAAUUCACUUCUUCAAACAGGUCAAAAAAAAUUAUUUGCGAAAAAUAUUACAGAUAAAGAUUUAAUGGAAUUAUCUGAUAAUCUACAAACAAUACCAGAUAUAAAUGAAAAAUUAAUUGAAUUAAUACAAUUUACACAGUUAAUGUUAGAACUUGAUGAAACAUUAUUAACAAAACAAUUUAUUCGUGUGUGUGACACGCAAGAAACAACUAAGAAAAAUGAUAAUGAAAAACCUACUGAUAUUAAUUCACAGAUCUGA